This is a messenger RNA of Pangasianodon hypophthalmus (striped catfish), 2002 nucleotides long. It is a transcript of the gene rerglb, whose product is annotated as RERG/RAS-like b. The record is from RefSeq and is a predicted model, not a curated record. NCBI's taxonomy places the organism in Eukaryota, Metazoa, Chordata, Actinopteri, Siluriformes, Pangasiidae. The coding region runs from base 232 to 849 and encodes 205 amino acids. Gene Ontology annotation, molecular function: GTPase activity; GTP binding. The transcript has 5 exons.
AGAAAUCUCCUAAAUCUCGUGUUGUGAAAUCUUAUCUGUUUCAGAGAGACUUCCUGAUAACUCCUGAUGUUAAACUCUCCACAGUGUGGGAGGAGAAAGUGGAGAUCAGAGCGUUAAUGUGCAUGAGAAAAGGAGGGAGAACCUCAGAGACGGAGAGGAAAACAGAGAGAAAGGUUGUAUUUCUCCUCAGCUGAGGAACACAGUGUUCGAGUCUCGGUCAGUUGUGCAGUCAUGAACGACGUGAAGCUGGCUCUGCUAGGCAGCGAGGGAGCGGGGAAAUCAGCGGUUCUGGUGAGAUUCCUGACUAAACGCUUCAUUGGAGAAUAUGCCUCGAAUACAAAUUCGUUAUACCAGAAAAGGCUCUCGAUCGAUGGCAGACAGUUGAACUUGGAAGUCUUUGAUCCAUGCUCACAGAAUGUGGAGAGUAGAUGCAUCCUGGAGGAACCGGUGGACUGGGCAGACGGCUUUGUGGUGGUGUACACCAUCAGCGACCGCAUGUCUUUCCUCAACGCUCAAAACAUCCUGCAGCAGAUCAGAGAGAGCCGUCGGGAGACCUGUAAAGGAGACAUGGACGUCCCCAUCUGCCUGGUGGGGAAUAAGCAGGACCUCUGUCACAGCCGGCAGGUGAGCGAGGAAGAGGGACGUUCUCUCGCCCUGGAGCACAAGUGCGUCUUUCAGGAAGUGUCUGCUGCUGAGAACUACCUGGACAUCGCCAACCUCUUCACCAGACUCAUACGACACGUCAUGGAGCACAUGAAGCACAGAUUCGAGCGCCGGCGCUACAGCGGCUCGAAAUCCAUGGCCAAACUCAUCAACAACGUGUUUGGGAAGAGGAGGAAGUCUGUCUGAAGCACUUUACCGUGAAAGAACAUGAGAACCUUCAGAGUGUUUGGAGUCUGGAACGUCCCCUAGAACCUGAUGUUAACAGCUAGUGAUGAGAACUCACCUGAGGAGAGGAACCCAGACAGCACUUCCUACUCUCUUCAAACAUUUAGAGCCAUUAAAGCUUCUUCGGUUGUUCCUCUAGGUUAAAGGUUUUGUGUAGAAUCUUGCAGUAGACAGAGAAGAAAUAACAAGUAGAACUCUUUAGGAGGCUAAGAUCCCUUAAUUAAUAAUAAUAUCCCUUAAUAAUCCCUUAAUUAUCCAACAAAACCUUACAGAACCACUGAAGAACCCUUUUUUCUAAGAGUGUACCAAGUACCAAGAGGUUAAAUAUUAAACUCCUGACAGGUUCUAGGUCAUAAAACACUUACCCACUUAAUACACACACUCUUAAAAAAGGUUCUUUAAGGGUUCUUUAAGGGUUCUUUAAGGGUUCUUUAAGGGUUCUUUAAGGGUUCUUUGGAUAAUUAAAUAAUUUAACACUUUGACUCUUCUAGAUCCAGAGGGAGAACCGAAGAAUCCUUCAGGGUUUUAGAUUUUGGAGGAGUGUACGCUGCUGAAUCGCGGUAGCUACACAAGUUUAAACAGAAAGUAAAAAUGAAAUUGAAGAUUAUUUCAAAGCCAUCACAUUUAUUCAUAAAUAAUUUAAACUUUAUUACUACCCAAGAUAAGGACCAUUUUUUCUUCUCCACUGUAAACUACGGCAUGUAGAAACAUUCACAACAGCGUCUGAGUGAGUUCUGUCUGUCUGGAGGAGUGGAGAAGAAUUAAACACCAAUUUAUUUUAAUCUCAUUCAAAAGACUUCUAAAAUAAACCAAACAUCUGAAUUGAACUAUUAAUAAAACAUAUCUGUGUGUAGUUUAAUAAGAUUUAUUCCUAUUAUUAAAAAACUCUAUUAAAUAAAUUGUGUAAUCUGCAGUGAUUUUUGUGAUUAAUAUUUAAUCCUUGGAAGCACAGUGGACAUUUCUGGUCUUUAUUUCUUGCCUAAUUUAGUGAUUCACUUUGAAGUUGUUCUUCUUUUAUCCUGUUAAUGCGGUGGAUUUGUGUUUAAUGAUUUUUAUGAAGUAAUUAUAUAAUUUUAUAAAGGAUUAAACUGCAGUUUGUACAAAAAGGUUUUUG